Messenger RNA from Exaiptasia diaphana, 2130 nucleotides. RefSeq names its product elongation of very long chain fatty acids protein 4. Bases 159 to 992 code for a protein of 277 amino acids. The record is from RefSeq and is a predicted model, not a curated record. Gene Ontology annotation, cellular component: endoplasmic reticulum membrane. NCBI's taxonomy places the organism in Eukaryota, Metazoa, Cnidaria, Anthozoa, Actiniaria, Aiptasiidae. The transcript has 8 exons. Gene Ontology annotation, biological process: sphingolipid biosynthetic process; fatty acid elongation, polyunsaturated fatty acid; very long-chain fatty acid biosynthetic process. Gene Ontology annotation, molecular function: fatty acid elongase activity.
GAAGUCCAAUUUGGGGUAUAUAUUGAGCGAGGAGUCAAGGUGGUAAUGAACUAGGGUGUAUUAGGCCCUCCAGCCAUGUGCAGCGAUCGAUUAUAGAUGCACGGUCGCUAUGGCAGAAGUUCAAUUUGACAUUUAGUGAAAUAUAAGAAAGUUUGGGUAUGUCUUCAACGUGGAUUAGGGACAUUCAGUCAUUCUAUCAUUGGGCUGUCAAUCACAGCGAUCCCAGGACAUCCAAAUGGCUUUUUGUAGAAAAUGUACAUCACCCMCUCCUUAUGGUUUUGGCAUACUUGACAAUCGUCUUGGUUGGACCCAAAAUAAUGGAGAACAGGAAACCAUUUACUUUACAAUGGCCGAUGGCUAUAUAUAAUGCUUCUAUGACACUUUUAAACCUAUAUAUGUUUAUAGAGCUUUUCCUUGCAACAAGGGAUGCUGGUUAUAGCUACAGCUGUCAGGAAAUGGUUUACAACAAUGACCCAAAAGAACUAAGAAUUGCUGUGGUGCUAUGGUGGUUCUAUGUGUCAAAGAUGAUAGAAUUUCUAGAUACAAUAUUUUUCAUACUUAGAAAGAAGAAUAACCAGGUCUCAUUCCUACAUGUUUAUCAUCAUUCUACUAUGGUCAUGUGGUGGUGGAUUGGAAUCAAAUGGGUGGCUGGGGGACAGUCGUUUUUUGGUGCUUUGAUUAACUGUUUUGUCCAUGUCAUCAUGUAUUCAUAUUAUGGUCUAUCGGUAUUCCCAAGUCUUAGAAAGUAUCUUUGGUGGAAGAAAUUCCUUACACAAUUCCAACUGUUACAAUUCUGCACCGUCAUGUCACACGGCGUAGUUAGUCUUAAAAGCCAAUGUAAGUUCCCACUAUGGAUGCAGUACGCUUGCAUGGGCUACAUGAUAUCAUUCCUUGUUCUUUUUUCGAACUUUUAUCUCCACGCGUACAUCAUGAAGAAAGUAAGAAAACAUUACGAGAAUGGUGWUGUAAAGCAGGAAAAAAAGAUUGAUUGAUGUCGGACAAUGGAUAUAUCGCUUUUUGAUAGAAAUUGUUUUAUAAAGAUUGAUUUGGUUAUCUUGCGAGCAAAAGUCUCGGCAAGGAGGAAAGAUAGCAUAAAUGAUUUCUUUUGAUUGUAAAACUCAAAUUAUUUGCAAUACCACAACUAUCUAAAGRUUGAUUYACACUGACUAUACAACUUCUCUGAAAACAUCACAUACAACAUGUGAAGACAAACUGCGUCGUGUAAAUCAAGCGAACAACUCACUAGAACUACUUAAAGGUUGAUUUACACUCUACAACUUUUGUCUAUAACUAUCGCAUACAACCUGUGCGCGUCAUACAUGUACAACACGAAUUGCGYYGUGUAAAUCCAGCCAACAACUCACUACAACUAGCUAAAUGUUGAUUUACACUGUACAACUUUUGUCUACAACUGUCGCAUUCAACCUGCCAAAGACAACCAAAAGGUUAAUUUACACAACUUACUGUUACUUGCUGUUUACGUAACGCUCUUUACGUAACGCGGUUCAGUGAACUKACUUUUUAAGCUUGUGUUGUACGUUUGUCUUUCUCAAGUACUCAAAUGUAACGAACGCACAAAAUUAAUUAAAAUAUGACAACRCCGUUCUCAUAAACCACUUUAUUAGCUUUAUGUAAGUUUAUAUCAAAAAUAUAAUCUCUAGGUUGACAAAAAAUUCAUCGUCCAAGAUUACAAAACAGUGUUUUUCCCCUUAUAACCCCACCAUUACCAUAACUUGUGAAAAGUAAAUAUAAAAUAAGUUUAUCCAAUAUGAGUACAUUUGUACAAAAGUUUUUUGUAAUUUAGAAAUUAUUGAAGUUUACGUUACGGACGUAACGUUAAAGAAACAAACGUAGUGUUACUCUUAAGACAUUAGAGUAAGGACAUCAUUGUUACGUAAAUUCUGUUACGUACAGCUAGUUAACAAAUUCUGCAAUGUUACGUAACGUUAAAGGAACCGUACCUAAAGUGUUAAUCUUAAGACAUUAGAGUAAGGACAUCAUUGUUACGUAAAGUCUACAUUACGUGCAGUUAUAGUUAACAAAUUCUGCAAUGUUACGUAACGUUAAAUGAAUCGUACGUAAAAGUGUUGUGAUUAGAACUAGUACAAUAAAACCCGCGAAAUAAAACUU